This is a messenger RNA of Mizuhopecten yessoensis (Yesso scallop), 2346 nucleotides long. Its product is annotated as tankyrase-2-like. Gene Ontology annotation, biological process: protein localization to ciliary inversin compartment. Bases 146 to 1384 code for a protein of 412 amino acids. The record is from RefSeq and is a predicted model, not a curated record. Gene Ontology annotation, molecular function: protein binding. Gene Ontology annotation, cellular component: ciliary inversin compartment. The transcript is spliced from 10 exons. Lineage: Eukaryota; Metazoa; Mollusca; Bivalvia; Pectinida; Pectinidae.
CUUCCGGUGUUUUCACUCGCGAUAGUAGGCCUUUCGCCGAGUAACAUUUUACAUUUCGUUACGUGGUUUAAUUAGGCAGAUUUCAUCAACCAUGUAAUAAGACAGCAAGGAAUGGUCGACUUGUACUGCUGAAGACAGCGUCAUCAUGGGACAAGCCGCAUCCAAACAGGAGGCGUUCUGGGAAGCUUGUGGCUUCGGUCAUGCAGACAGAGUGGCGAAAUUUCUCUCAGAUGGUGAUAUUGAUGUAAACUGGGUCUCGUACACACAUGACUGCUGUCCUAUCCAUGUCGCCUCUCAAGGGAAGCCUACCAUUGUACAAAUGCUGUUGGAUGCAAAAUGUAAUGUGAAUGUGAAAGAUAAUAGAGGAAACCUGCCGAUCCAUCAUGCUGCCAUGAAAGGCCAUUCAGACAUCAUGAAAACCCUGAUAGAUGCCGGGUCAGAAAUCAACACACAAGACAAGAAUGGCUGGACGCCCCUUCACUGUGCAGCAUACUGGGGCCACUUAGAGGCGGUCAAGGUGUUAGUUAAACAUGGUGCUGAGGUCAACACAAAAAAUAAGGAUGAAAGGACAGCUUUACAUGAAACAGCUCGGUCUCAAGAUUACCAUGAGGAACGGCUUGGUGAUAUCGCUACCAUUCUGAUAGCGGCUGGCUCCGACGUAAAUGCCAAGAGUAGUGAUUUAGGAGAGGCGGAUUUCACUGGUCUCAUGUUUGCUGCCUACCACAACCAUCCAGAAGUGGCCUUAGCAUUUACAACUAGCGGCUGUGAUAUCAACGCAUACGGAACUAAUGGCUGGACAGCGCUACACUGGGCAGUAGACCGAGACAACGAGGAGAUGGUGUACGUCCUACUGGAGGAGGGAGUCGACCCCACCAAACGGGCUGUGCGUGGUGAACUGCCAUCAGAUCGUACUUCCAGGCAAGACAUCAAAGAUGUCUUGAUGAAUGCUGUCAAUAUGUUCAACGAACUUUCCCUUCUGGAGGGAAGUGAAAAACCAAAGAUGACAGAUAUGAUGGAACUGCCUACAAACCAGGAAAGAAGUGCAAGAGAUGUGCCAAGGUCUGAGAAAAAAUCCCCUGAUAGGGAGGCUGUAACAAAACAUGUAGAUCAUUCUGUGGAAAAAAGGGAGGCUGUAACAAAACAAGUAGAUCAUUCAGAGGAAAAGAGUGAUGUUUGUACUGAAAUCACGGACUGUGGUAAUGAAACCACUGAAAAAGAGGAUAAAAAUACGAUACAGGAAGUGACAGGUGACUCGCGGAACUGUGAGGAGCGUUUCAGAGGGAAGGGAGAUAACUCCUGCAAUCAUGUAGCAAAUGUUUUAGAGUCACCAAUCGAGAAAACCAUAGACCAAACAGAUAAAUUAGACAUCAACAAAGACGAAUAAUUUCCAACUUUUUGUAGCGGAAAUAUUUUGUAUUAUCAGUCUGAAAGAAAACUUAACUUGUUUUGAAAUAUUGUAUAGAAAGAGUAGGUACUGUAGGGGAUAAUCCAAAAAAACAAGUGUGUGUACUCUUUAUAAACCCCUUCAUCAUUUUAUUAAGUAUUUGGUGCAUAACAGUUUUUUUUUAAAGAAUAGCCAAAAAAAACCAUGUGCACUUAAAUAAUCUUUGCUAUAACCCUGAUAGAAUUUUGAAGAUUUUGGUUUCAUUAGGAAACUCACAUGAGUUACCUUAUUUGGUCAGGAUUUAUUAGAUGUGGCUGUCCACUUACUGAGCUCAGUAGGAUCAGUUAGAGUGGCUGUCCAUCCACUUACUGAGCUCAGUAGGAUCAGCUAGUGUGGCUGUCAUUUACUGAGCUCAGUAGGAUCAGUUAAAGUGGCUGUCCACUUACUUACUGAGCUCAGUAGGAUCAGUUACAGUGGCUGUACACAUACUGAGCUCAUAAGGAUUAGUUAGGGUGGCUGUCACUAACUGAGCUUAGUAGGAUCAGCUAGAGUGGCUGUCCACUUACUGAGCUCAGUAGGAUCAGUUAGGGUGGCUGUCACCUUACUGAGCUUAGUAGGAUCAGUAAGAGUGGCUGUCCACUUACUGAGCUCAGUAGGAUCAGUUAGAGUGGCUGUCCACUUACUGAGCUCAGUAGGAUCAGUUAGAGUGGCUGUCCACUUACUGAGCUCAGUAGGGUCAGUUAGAGUCGCUGUCCACUUACUGAGCUCAUUAGGAUCAGUUCGAGUGGUUGUCCACUUACUUCACUGAGCUCAGUAGGGUCAGUAAUUUUUAACCAGUACAGGUGUUUGAUAAGAGUAUCCCAUUCCAUCCUGCUUUUCUGUUUAUGAUAUAGCGCCCUAUAUAGCUAACAUAAGCCACUCUUAAGCGCUUUACAGUAAAAAGAUAAAUAUUAUUCAAUUGA